Pyrenophora tritici-repentis Pt-1C-BFP is the source of this 486-nucleotide messenger RNA. RefSeq lists its product as uncharacterized. Lineage: Eukaryota; Fungi; Ascomycota; Dothideomycetes; Pleosporales; Pleosporaceae. Gene Ontology annotation, molecular function: acylphosphatase activity. The record is from RefSeq and is a predicted model, not a curated record.
ACCUAAAUCAAACUGAACUAGACACGACUUUUCGCUCGUGACAGUUAAUGAAGCGCUUUCUCUCACCUACAGUCACAAUGUCAGCCAAGCGAAUUCAGUACAAGGUCGAGGGCCGGGUACAAGGCGUCAACUUCAGGUCCUUUACACAGAAGCAGGCCAGAAGUAUCGGCAUCACUGGCUUUGUCACCAAUGCAUCCGAUGGAAGUGUCCAAGGCGAGGCCCAGGGCAGCGAAGACAAGAUCAACGAGUUCGUCCAACACCUGAACAAGGGUCCUCCGGCAGCAUCCGUCUCCAAAGUCGACCAGUCUGACAUCUCAGCCAAGUCGGGCGAAAGCAGCUUCAACGUCCAGUAGUUGAAGACUUGCAAUUGUGGUAUACUCGAUGGAAUGAACGAUCAUGACUUUCGAUUGAAUGAUUCCUCUCCUCUGCUUUCCACAUCGAUAUCAUCUAGCUAGACUCAAAUGCACAAAUACACAUUCUAGGCUG